Molecule: messenger RNA, 3915 nt
Organism: Mesocestoides corti
Lineage: Eukaryota; Metazoa; Platyhelminthes; Cestoda; Cyclophyllidea; Mesocestoididae
Source: the annotation of a GenBank genome assembly
AUGGUAUUUUUGCAGCAGCCAAAGCGCACAUAUGGCUUCUACAUUCCCUGGGUUAAAGAUCAUGGUGAACCAGAUUCUACUGAAAUUGCCUUAUUUGUAUCUGAAAACGCAGAAGCAGGAACGGUCGUGGGAAUUCUAAACCAACAACUUCCAUUUCUCCAAACUGCUGGUGGUCUAAGGUACCAGAUUUAUAAUUUAGGACCCGUUCAGGAGGGAGAAGUGCAGGCAUUAUCUCAUUCAAUUAAUGAUACUGAUUCCAUUUUUAAUAUUGACCCGGAUUCCUCCGUAAUUCGUGUUGCAGAUUCACUCAAACUAGACCGUGAGAGACUUUGUCCAUUUGCUUCCGGAACAGAGAAGGAAUGUAGUCUUAUCUAUGGUGUUUCAGUCUCGAGGAGAGCGAAUUCCGCUCCUCCUCUAACACCACAACAGUCGUGGUUUCGAGUGAAAAUUAUUAUCCAGGAUGUCAAUGACUGUGUUCCGAAAUUCAACUACGACUUGAAUCGCGGUUGCAAAACUGUUGAUCUUCCUGAAGAUACCCCUGUCGGCACAAAAGUCCAACUUCCCCACGCUGUGGACCUUGACAGUUUGCAAAACAGUCAGCUCAUUUAUCAUUUGAAUUGCCAGAAUGGACCAACAAAUCAUCCCUUUGCUCUUUACCAAACACGUCAUUCAGCGCCCGCCGCCAGAGAUGGGGGUUUCAGUCAAAUUUGUCUCCAACUACGGUAUCCGCUGGAUUACGAGAAACAGGAUUCCUACAACUGCACACUGACAGUCUGUGAUAACGGGAUGUCCAUGUUAUGUUCAACAUUGCCCUUAUGUAUUUCCGUUCAUGAUGUUAACGACAAUGCCCCAGUGUUCCUUAACGCGAACACUUCCUUGGUUCUUCGUGAGGAUAUCCCAGUCGGAAGCCGCGUCACAACGAUUAAUGCAACCGACGCAGAUAGCGGAGCCUUUGGCAACAUUCGGUAUUCCCUUGUGGCCGACAUGCACGACAGUUUUAGGACUCAACGACACUUUCGUGUGGAUCCAGUCUCUGGAGAUUUAAUUCUUACUUCUCAGUUGGAAGGUGGGAAAAAGUUCCUCAUUUGGGUGGAAGCCCGUGACGGUGGUCAACCAGAAUCACGAUUGAGCAGAUCUACACUCUCCAUUUACGUAGUUGAUGUAAAUAACCACGCCCCUAAAAUAACAGUUCUUCCGGCUGCAAGUAAAGUUAGGAUUUUGACAAACGGAGAUCCAUCGAAGACGUCAGUUCGUCCUGCCCUUUCACGGGUCACAAGGGUGCCAUGCAAUUUCGGCGGGAUUCAGGAAACCAGACUGUGUCAAGAGAGAGGCGAGGAAAGCAGUCUGAUUCAAGUGUUUGAGGAUAACAUUGCUCCAACAAAUAUUGCAUUUAUUCAUGUAUCUGACGCUGACGUUGGAGAAAAUGCUCAAAUUGACUGUCAACUGCAGCAUCAGACGGAGGUUCCGUUUGGAAACAACAUUAAAUUGGUUGCAGAACACCAAGUUUCUAGCAGCAAAAUUGUAUAUAAACUCGUGCUUGAAAUAAUGCUAGAUUGCGAAACACAUACAUAUUCAAAAGGUCGUUCGAUCUGUAAUUCAGCAUGGACUAUUUCAGUCAGAAUCGCUUGCCGUGAUUUCGGAAGUCCAGUACGGAAAUCCUACCAUAAUGUAUUUGUUGAAAUUCUUGAUAACAACGAGUUUCCACCCGUUUUUGAAAAUGAACAGUACGUGGCUGAGCUUAGGGAAGGUGUUCCGGUCGGGUCUAAUGUUCUGCAAGUUUCUGUUACUGACGCGGAUUCAGUUGUUCAGGUCACUUCUCAUUCUGAACAGCACAAUUCGAAACAAUUUCAACAGUCUCACUCUGGCCGAACCCUUCGCUUUGAGUUAGAACCUCAGAGUGAUCUCCCAUUUGCUAUUGAUCAGCAUUCCGGAAGGAUCUAUGCAAAUGGAGACCUGGACGCAGAAACUAAAAAGGAGUACUCAUUCAAAGUCAAGGCAAUAAAUACUGGCGCCGACAAUGUCACACUUACAAGCACGUGUCAGGUCAUCGUCAACGUCCAGAACAUCAACGACAACCCCCCGCGAAUCCUAACUCCUCGGAUGAUAGUUGGGACACUCGCGACGGAAAAGAAAGGAAUUGUAGUUCAGAUACCCGAAAAUCUUCACAAGGGCACCGUCUUUAUGCAGCUUCGCACUCUGGAUCCCGAUGGCACUGAUAACUCAACAAUUCAGCUCCGGGGUUGUCUUCCUCGCCAGCCUAGUCAACCUUCCGGUAAAAAACAGUUGCCAAAGUCGAUCUUUGAAGUGGACAAGAAAACUGGAAAGUGUUGGACUUUAGAAAACUUAGACCGGGAGACAGAAUCAGCUUAUGUGUGCACUUUAGUUGCCAUGGAUAGCGAAACAACAGACGGUCUGACCUCAACGGCCACUAUAACUAUUGAGCUGCUGGACGAAAACGACAACUCGCCUGUCUGGCUAUAUCCCCGGGCACCGGACGACUCUCGCAUCCAAAUCGGCAUUGACUUUCCAACAAGCAGGAUCAUUACACGCGUUCGUGCUGUCGACCCAGACAGUGGACAAAAUGCCCGAGUGAUCUACUCACUAGAAGACGCGUCAUUUGUGCAUUUUAACCAAGAAUCGACAUGUGAUCUCCGUGGUUUAUUUAACGUGGAAGGUGCAUCUGGCCAUCUUCGUACGAGAGAAGGAAUAAAGUCUUGCGUUAAGGCGGGCGAUUCAGUUCGUCUGCUUCUAAGGGCCACCGAUGAGGGCACACCACCCCAAUCAAAGGAUGCCGAAUUUUUUUUAGAAUUUAAAGCGGGCGCUGAGAUUCUAAAUAUUCCCCCAGAAUCAACGUUUCUAACACAAGCGGAUGAGGCGUUUGCAAAUAAACCCGUUUAUUUUGACUCGCACUCGCGGGAGAGAUCUAGCCAGUCUAACCUCGCAACUGCAGUUAGCAAGGAGAAGGACACAGAUGCAGCAGGCGCAAAGAGAAUACAGGUCUUUGUAUUAAUGAUCGCUGUACCUCUGGCAGCAAUUGUUUUCUGCUGUUGUCUGAUCACUGCCUUGCUCUUUGUUAUUCGGUCACGUCGAAGAGGAAGACUGCGUGGGGGAAGCAAAGGGCAAGUGCAUUCUAAUGAACUUGAACUGUUGGACAUCGGAAAUGGAAAGGGGGGCUCCUUCAAGCAAACGAGGGAAACAAAAUUAUCCAAAGGAACAAAAUAUUUGCCACCCUCAAAGCCCCCAACUCCACAAAUGACGCAAAUGUGCUAUGAGGCGGAGGUGCGCAAGGCCUUUUCCCAGCAUUCUCUUCAGAUGGGCAGUGAAAAUGAGUUUAUUCAUUCAUCGGCUGGCAACCAUAUUGACGAUGCUGUUUCCAUCCACAGCGGUGAAACCCAAAUGGAUGGUAAAUUAAUCUAUCCAAUCUACCUGAAACCCCUUGCUGAUGGGCCGACAACGUCAACGUCACAAGGAAAUGCAGUAAUUCGAAUAACUAGCAUUCCAGAACUGGAAGGGACCAUACUUGUGCCAAUAUCAAAGAACGAUACAAUUCCAGGUGCAAUUGUCAAGUCAUCAGUAGCCUACCAGCAAGUUCCUGAAACGGAAAUCUUGAUGGCUUGUGUUAUGCCAGAAACGGACAAGUCGAGUGCGGAUUCGGGCAAGGGUCAAAGCGAUGAUGACAUCUUCAGUCAUGACGGAGUCCGGCGACAGAAGUGCUUCCCUUCAACGAGCUUCAUUUGUGUUCCCGUCUCCUCCACAGACGUUGGCCAUUUGAAGCCGCAGACAACCGGCCCUUCUGUUGUCUCCCUGCACCCCACUCCGUCCAGGCUCACGCCAGUUCCACAAUUAAAACAAGUGAUUCACCCACACAGUGAAAACAACAACAACAACAGCGAUGGCAAUUCCUUGUCUUCCUAG